Messenger RNA from Vitrella brassicaformis, 1441 nucleotides. Lineage: Eukaryota; Vitrellaceae. The record is from the annotation of a GenBank genome assembly.
CUCGAGUCGCUCACUACGCACCCGUCGUUGUCCUUGACCCGUCGCGUACUGCGCCAACUGUGACAGAUAGAUAGAUACAGCAAGCUCAGUCAAACCGCCCUAUCCCUUUCACCCAUGACAAGGAACAGCCACAAACACCAGUGCCACUCACUCAUUCACUUCACAGUGUCUGUGAUGGGUGACGCGUCGUCACUCUUCUCUCCUGCAGGGCUCCCCGGGGGCGUCUUGAACUCUUCUGCCGGGCAGUCUGUCUCGCCCGCAGCCACAGGGGUCUCCCCGCCCUCACCACAGCAAAUGGCAUCACCUCCUGUGUCUUGGUCCGAGCUGACAGCAGCCGUUGUCGAGUCGGCCGGUCCCUCUUGUACAUCCUGGAAGUCGUCCUUGUCCUCGAGCGCCUCGCGAAUGAACUCAUCAGCCUGAAUGCACGGACACACAAGUCCAUUCCAUACGGCUACCGUGUGUGACUUGGGUUCGGUUUCCUCCCACCCCGUGGACCCACCUCCGCGAAGUGCUCGUCAUUGAUCACGUUUGAGUUGGCCGCGUAAACGGUCCCCAGCACAGCCAAGUCGUCAAUCAGACCUGCACACACAUACACACGGGACCUGACCACGUUCAAGGCAAGCAGGCGCAGCAAAGCUGGCCUAGCUAGCUGCCCCGUCCGCUCACGUACCAGCCCCGAGAAUGAAGUCCGGCACCAGGUCAAGUGGCGCACAGAAAUAGAGCAGAGCCAGCGCCAGCAUCACUCUGCAAACACAAACACACCUCGCUGACUGGUCAGCAAGUGAAAUGUAUGUCGCCCACUCACUUGUUGAUGGUCGAUGCGUUGGCACGCAAUGCAUAAUACAUGGCCAGCGGCACACGAGCCUGAACACACACACACACAUAUACCAAUCCUGCGUUCCGAUCCUUCCCCCUCCUCUCACCACAGUGCCGCCUGCACUUCGGAUCAGCCAUCGAGCCGCCGAGCCGAACUGCAGCUGCAGCGUGCUCUGCAUCGCCUCCAGAUCCAUCUCCGGGCCUCCCGACACAUCAGCCGUUGCACCAGAGGAAGAAGACGGGCUCGAUGCCGAGCCAUCGCCCGUCGAUGACAUAAGCUUGAAGUACAGCUCACUCCACUGCGCCCGGUCGUCCAUAUCGAUGUCCUUUAUGGCGUUGGGAGGCCCCUCUCGCCCGGGGGAUGAGUCAUCCUUGCCCUCACUGCGGGUCGAUGAUGAGUUGGAGGUCUCCCCCGCCUCACCGAAUCCGAAGUAUGAGGCAAAGUGGUCCCAUGAUGAGGUGCUCUCCCGUGAUGUGGAUGUCUGCAGCGAGCACGCGGGGACGGUCCUGAGAGAGCCGAUGCUGUCUGGGCGACUCUGAGGCGAUUCGUCUUUGUUGGCAGGGCAGGAGAAGGGAAGAGCCGCGCAUGAUGUGGGCUCGUCCAUCUCACCCGGGAGGGGAGGGA